AUGCUUUCCAAGUGCGCGCUGCACUGCGCCCGGGGCUUGCGAGGUGUUCGCGCGCCCGCGGCGGUCCGCGCCGCGGCCGCGCUCAGCGCCCAUGGCAGGCCAGGGCUGGCGCCGCGCCGCACGAGUGCCGCCCCAGCGGACCAGGCUGCGGCCGCGCCCCGGCGCUUCGCCGGCACCACGGCGCCGCUCGCGCCCGAGCCGCCCUUCCGCACGGUGAUCACCUACAACCAGUCCAAGCACGCGACGGGCUCCGUGAUCGCAGACAUCCGCGCUGUGUGGGGCGACAAGAUCAGGGUCAUCCAGACGCUCGAGGACGGCAAGCAGCGCCUGCCGAACACGGACGGGGCGCUGUACGUCAGGCCCAAGUCCUGGGGCGACAUGGAGCACUUCGCCGAGCGUUUGAACUGGAUGUGCUCCCAGGACCACAGGCUGCACUCCGACCGCCAGCAGAAAGAGGUGGUCUUCAUGCCCGGCUGGUCCGCAUUCGCGGAGUCCGCGGAGGCCGCGCGCGCGGUGGAGCAGCUGGGCCUGGUGUGGCCAGGCACCGAGCCCGUGGCGAGCGUGACGCUCGAGAAGAUCGGCUUCAAGCGCAUCUGCACCAAGGCGACGCUGGACGCUGCGCGCGGCGCAGUGCUGGCGACGCACGCGGCGGCUGGGCUUGCGAGCGGCCAGCGGGAGGCGGUACGCCUCAUCCGCGCCGCCGAAGGCCUGCUGCGCACGGCGGUGGCUGUGCUCGCCACGCCCUCCUCCCCCGCGCUCGUCGCGGCGCCCCUGGCGGAUCCAGCGGCUUCCUCGCGCAGGAGGCGGCGGCCCCGCGGCCGCGGCGGCUCGAAGGGCGGGGACGAGAACGGCAAGCACUACAUCGUCGCUGACGGCAUGGACAUCGACAAGGGGUCGGCGGGCGAGGUGGCCACGGGGGCUGGCGCCCCGCCUCAGCCGAUGCUGGAGGACGACGCUUGGGCCGACGAGCUGCCCGUGGUGAUGCAGGCUCGUGGCCCGCCUGCCAGCACAGACCAGCGCGAGGGCAAGGGCAAGAACGCGGGCAAGGGCGGCGAGAGCGGCGGCAAGGGCAAGCUUGGCCACCUCGAGGUGUGGCAGCUGAGGAACCUCGUCGUCCGCCUGCGGGAGCGCGCUGGGCUGCCUCCCGCUCCCGAGACGGCCCCCUUCGACCACAGCGUGCUGGUCGCAAUGGCCGUCGAGCUUGAGGAGUUGGCGGCCUCGUCCGACGGCACGUGGGGGCAGCUGCCCCGGCCCGCGUCGGCCGGUGGCCGCGAGAUGGCCGCCCGCCGCGUGGCGCCGGGGGACGGCGAGGCCAAGGGCAGGCCGGCGGCGCGGGGCUGGUGCCCGCUCGGGGAGUGGUUCGAGCUCUACCAGGUCGCAACCACGCCGGUGGCAUUGGAGGUCAUCAAGCCGAAGCAGUACUUCUCCGCGUCCAACGAGCUCAGCGUACUCACGCUCAUCGUCUGCUGGACUAUCACGCUGUUUUACGACCACCGCCAGGUCUCUCCAAGAAUCGUGAGGAUGGGUGUGUCCUGGGGUUCUCGACGUUCUCGGCACCCCUGGGCCCCUUCACGUGCCCCGGGAGCCUCCACAACGCGACUCUCAAGAUGA
Prorocentrum cordatum is the source of this 1611-nucleotide messenger RNA. The record is from the annotation of a GenBank genome assembly. NCBI's taxonomy places the organism in Eukaryota, Dinophyceae, Prorocentrales, Prorocentraceae.